Messenger RNA from Chrysemys picta bellii (western painted turtle), 1745 nucleotides. The record is from RefSeq and is a predicted model, not a curated record. NCBI's taxonomy places the organism in Eukaryota, Metazoa, Chordata, Testudines, Emydidae.
CUCGCAACACUUAUCUCCCCAGUCACGCUGCUGGCUCCCCUCCAGGGACCUUGGACCCGGGCCACGGCCCAGCCCCCCCGCCAAGUUAAAGUCUCUGCCCCUCCCGGCUCUUCCUCUUUCUGCGAGGGGACAGACGGGAACGUGCCGGGAGCGCCAUGGCGCCCGCCCCCCACUACGCUCCGGCACCGCCGCAGGAGCCUGUGUCCCCCCCGGACGCCCCCGUCAAGCUGCAGCGGGAGAUCUCGCUGCUCAGCGGCAUCUGCCUCAUCGUGGGCAACAUGAUCGGGUCGGGCAUCUUCGUGUCGCCCAAGGGCGUCCUGCUGCACAGCGCCUCCUACGGGCUAGCGCUGGCAGUGUGGGCCGUGGGCGGCCUCUUCUCCGUCUUCGGGGCGCUGUGCUACGCCGAGCUGGGCACCACCGUCACCAAGUCGGGGGCCAGCUACGCCUACAUCCUGGAGGCCUUCGGGGGGCUGGCGGCCUUCGUCCGCCUCUGGGCCUCCCUCCUCAUCAUCGAGCCCACCAGCCAGGCCGUCAUCGCCCUCACCUUCGCCAGCUACAUGGUGCAGCCCGUCUUCCCCAGCUGUCCGGGGCCCUACGCCGCCCACCGCCUGCUGGCCGCUGUCUGCAUCUGUCUCUUGACAUUUGUGAAUUGCGCCUACGUGAAAUGGGGGACGCGCGUCCAGGACGUCUCCACCUACGCCAAACUGCUGGCGCUGCUGGCCGUCAUCAUCGCUGGCAUCGUCCGCCUGGCGCAGGGACACUCCGAGCACUUCGCUGACCCCUUUGCGGGCUCCUCGCUGGCCGUGGGGGACCUGGCCCUGGCCCUGUACUCAGCCCUCUUCUCCUACUCUGGAUGGGACACCCUCAACUUCGUCACCGAGGAGAUCAAGAACCCCGAGAGGAACCUGCCGCUGGCCAUCGCGGUCUCCAUGCCGGUGGUGACGGCCAUUUAUCUGCUGACCAACGUGGCCUAUUACACGGUGCUGGCGCCCGCCGAGCUGCUGGCCAGCGACGCCGUGGCCGUGAGCUUCGCCGACCGCGUCUUCGGUGUCUUCAACUGGACCAUCCCCCUGGCCGUGGCCCUGUCCUGCUUCGGGGGGCUGAACGCCUCCAUCCUCGCUGCCUCCAGGUCUGAGGAUAACGAUUGUGAUGAGCUGGAAGGAGAUGAAGAUGAUGUCGAUAACAAUGCAGAUGCUGAAGUAGAAAGAGAGAAAGAACGUCAGAAUGUUGAAGUAGAAGAUGAAGCUAAAGAGGACGAUAAUGAAGGCGUUGAUCUGAGGAAGAUGAAGAUAAAGAGGAAGGAGGUGAUUAUGAAGACAAGGGAGGACCUCUACAUAGUGCAGAAUGCCACCAUCAAUUGUUUGGUGAGUGGCAUGGAGACCCCCGGCAGCCUGGAGGUCUCCUGGAGCCGGGCUAGCGAGGGCCCGUUGGCCGUGGUCUCCAGGGAGCCGGUGCUGCAGGAAGAUGGCACCUACAGUGCAACCAGCAUCCUGCGGGUGUGCGUGGAGGAGUGGCAGUCGGGGGAGGAGUUCACCUGCACCGUGAAGCACCAAGACAUCCCGUCGGCCAUUGUCAAGACCAUCCGCAAGAGUCACACUCCUCACUGCCUGGUGGAGGACCACGGCGUCUAUGUUGAAGGAGGAGAGGAGGAAUCUGACGGUCUCUGGACACCUGUUGCCUUCAUUGCUCUCUUCCUGCUCAGCCUGUUGUACAGCGCCGGCGUCACGCUGGCUAAGGUGCGGUGA